UGUACAUGGGACAAAUAUCUGAGUCCCACAUGUCGCUACUUGUCUAGCUGUGAUCAAUGUCAGACCGCCAGUCUGACACAUAAAUGACGUCUGUGGUGAAAGAACUUAUUACGUGAGGGUUGGUUUUAAAUGUCACACAUUAGACUAAGCUUUUAGAAUCUUACAUUUGCACCCUGAACAGCUCCAAAUUUCAUGCUGCUGAUGUUUUAAGAUGUUGUACCUGGCCUUAGUCACCACUUUUGUUCUACACAUGACGUCAUUAUCUCAAGCUCAGUACACUAUACCGCCCACAUCCUUUAUAAGCUACCUAGACCUGUUCAACGAGAUAGGUGAUCCUAGUCGACUAACAUCAGGACGUGUCGUCAUACAGAUGAACUACUACGGUGAAUUUAACAGCUCAAUCUGUGUGACUGGAUGGGAUAACAAUGAUGCCAGAGUCGUCUGCAGGAUGUUAGGAUUGACUGGUGGCACGGCUUUGCCUCCUGAUGAGCGUUUUGGUGCAGGAAUCCGCAACUUUGUCCUAUCAGGACUCCAGUGUACGGGUACUGAGGCGACCCUGGAUCUGUGUCCACGGGAAGUGGCUAUUGCCUGUGAAUCCACUGAUAUGGAAGCAACUGUUGCAUGCGAUGGUGUCUCACGAGUCCCAUACUAUUCCUCAGAGAUUUUACUUGGCGAGUAUGUCGGCUCUGGGAAAUUGUAUUUGCCAGCCAACAGUCUAGACUACGGAAACGUUAUCAACGAGGGGAACAUCCGGCUUAGGACUGCGGAGGGGGUGGAGGGGAUGGGCUAUGUCCAGGUGAGAAACCCUACCACUGGCACCUGGGGGUACGUCUGUGAUGACGAGUGGAGCGAGCUGGACGCUACGGUGGUGUGUCGGGAGCUGAACUAUGCAUCCGAUGAAAUUCGCCCAAGACCCGCUGUUCUGGAAAUAUUCACAACAACUAUCACAAUUAACGAACCCAUAGUUUUAGAUGACGUCAGGUGUCAAGGAACCGAGGCGUCCAUCUCAGACUGCCCACACUCCAGGUGGGGGUCAAACAACUGCAAGGGUGUGAGUCCAGCGGGGGACUUCGCCCAGUUCACAGAAUUCGCCGGUGUCCAGUGCCUGAAUCAACAGGAGCAGUCGCCAUUUCAAAACCCUCCCGCCCCACAAGUCAACUGUACUGCUGAUAGCUUUGUGGUGUCUUUCGUGUACAGCACCAACUCCGUGGAGUGGCUGCCUAUCAGAGGGCUGACGGGAUGUCCAAAUGCACGUGCAAUUACCGUAAAUAAUAAUGUCAAUGUGACCAUACCGCUCUAUGAGUGUGGCACCACUCUCACGUCUAACGGAACCCACAACAUUUACCAAAACUACCUGAACUACGAGAGGUUAACUGGUAGAGACGAACUGACCAACGCUGAAAGAUUCAGGUACACUAUCCAGUGUGCCGCCCCUGUGCAAAUACAAACAGAUUCUAUACGUGUUCAGCCAGUUAUACCUGGACAAAGCAUAACGUUCAGAGUGGAAUAUAACUACGAG
This is a messenger RNA of Physella acuta, 1519 nucleotides long. Its product is annotated as deleted in malignant brain tumors 1 protein. Lineage: Eukaryota; Metazoa; Mollusca; Gastropoda; Physidae. Gene Ontology annotation, cellular component: membrane. The record is from RefSeq and is a predicted model, not a curated record.